Molecule: messenger RNA, 1591 nt
Organism: Cajanus cajan (pigeon pea)
Lineage: Eukaryota; Viridiplantae; Streptophyta; Magnoliopsida; Fabales; Fabaceae
Source: RefSeq, a predicted model, not a curated record
CUACUUUCUUUUCAUUUUUCUCUUUCUCUCUCUUAAGAUUUGUUCAAUAGGAGUCCGUUUCACAAUAAAAAGUAAUAACAGCAGAUUCCCAAUCAUCCUCUCCACUCUAUAGGAAACAGCCAUAAUUGCACCCAACAGUAACUUUCACCAUAAAAAAGUUAGAAGCCUCUAAGCUACACCCACUUCCUUGAUUGCUUCAUCCCUUUUCAACUUAAUCUUCCAAUUAUAUAAAUCCAUCAAUCUCCAUCAACUUCCCUUCAACCACACUCCCUUUUUUUUCUUCUCUUCCAACCUUUUCAUGAUGAGUUCUUCAUGCACAAACUCUUCUGUCAAUGGCUUCUACAACUUCCUCACUCAAGGACUCAAUGAGCUUCACCAAUCCUUCCUCUCCCAUGCCUUCAUGUCAAUCCAAUUCCUUUCAGAGGUCCUCUCAUCCCUCCAAUCCUUUCAUUCUCAGUUAACCAUUUUGGUCCAAAGACUUUGCUUGCCAGUUGGAGGGAAAUGGUUGGAUGAGUACAUGGAUGAAAGCUCAAGGCUUUGGGAUAUAUGUCAUGUACUCAAAUCAGCCAUAUCUGGAAUAGAGAACUAUUCCUCAACUGGCUCCAAUAUAGCUUCCUCACUUGAUGGCUACCUUCAUUUGACUCCACAGCUUUCACAUCAGGCUAUUAGAGCUAUAAAUAUUUGUCAAAGGGAGAGUCUAGGAAUGGUGGAGGAAAACAAAGGCUUGAUGGGAACAAGAAUUCAGGCAUUGUCUCAAUGUCUAAAUCAGAACAUGUGUAUGGAGUCAAAGUUAAACGAGUUCAAUGGCUUCCGAGGUGUUCUUUGUGCAAUGAGGAGUGUUAGUUCAUUGCUUCUGAUGAUUUUGCUAUGUGGGGUGGCAUAUUGUUGGUCUUCCUCUUGCUUUGACCAACAAGGCUAUGAAGGGCACAUGGUUUUUGGAUCAAGUUUUGCGGUUUCUAUUGCGAGAUUGCAGCAGAAAGUUGCACAGGAGAUUGAUCAGAAUAAUGGGCAGCCAGGGAUUCUGCUACUUGAAUUCCAACAAGCAAAGAUUGCCAUGGAGGAAUUGAAGGAGGAGUUGGAGAGAAUGGUUGGUUAUGAUGCACAAUAUGAGAUCCAAGCAAAAGUUGACAACUUGAAACAUUGUUUUGGGUUAUUGAGAUGUGGGGUUGAGACUAUAACAGGGCAACUUGAUGAUUUCUUUGAUGAGAUUGUGGAAGGAAGGAAGAAGCUUUUGGAUAUGUGUAGUCAUAAGUAGAUGUAUAUAAUUUGGUUUAGUGAAGCCAUAGCAAAGGGGAAAAAAUACUUGAGAGCAAAAUGAAGCUCUCUAAGGAAAAAUAAGGAAAAAAAUGAUAAAAUUAUGUUGAAAAAUGGAAGCAAUGUCAUAAUUUUUUUUCUGAUCUACCUAUUUUGUUUUAAUUUGCUGAGUUGAUAAUUAAUUGGUUUACAAGCUGGCUUUGGUGCUGAGGCCUUGAUGAAGCUUUUACAAUGAAAACCCAAGAAAAGAAAAAAAUUUGCAAAAGAAGAGAAUGUGAUUCUUGCUUUGAAGUAAAGCAACAUUACUCAUGUCAUACAUGAGAAACCAGAAUUUUAA